Physcomitrium patens is the source of this 1305-nucleotide messenger RNA. Its product is annotated as putative pyridoxal 5'-phosphate synthase subunit PDX2. Gene Ontology annotation, biological process: pyridoxal 5'-phosphate biosynthetic process; pyridoxine metabolic process. Gene Ontology annotation, cellular component: glutaminase complex; cytosol. Gene Ontology annotation, molecular function: glutaminase activity. The record is from RefSeq and is a predicted model, not a curated record. NCBI's taxonomy places the organism in Eukaryota, Viridiplantae, Streptophyta, Bryopsida, Funariales, Funariaceae.
CAGGUUUUCCGAACUCGGGGACAUGGCCCUAAACUUUGCAUCACCACAACAGUUUAGCAGCAGCAACUUCCUCCUCACAACUAUCUGUCAACACUCUCCCCCACCUCUGCCAGAGUCAGAUUUGCACACCCGCCGUUGCGCGUUGCUCUUUUCCUUGCCCAUCAAUCCGGCCCGUGCCGCAAUUUCUCACUUGUACUGUUUCGUUUUCGUGAGAAGUGAUCGAGGUGGGAGUGUAGGUGCCAACAGAAAGGUACCCAGAGACUGCGCUAGCUUGUGAGGAAGAUAUUUCAACACCGAUGGCAGUCGGAGUGUUGGCCCUGCAGGGCUCCUUCAAGGAGCACAUCGUCUGUUUGCGGAAGCUGGGGGUGGACGCCGUGGAAGUACGCAAGCUGGAGCAAUUGGUGGGGUUGUCCGGUUUGAUUAUUCCUGGUGGCGAGAGCACCACCAUGGCCAAGCUGGCGGAGAAGAACAACCUUUUUCCUGCUCUUCGAGAAUUUAGCACCGCAGGGAAACCAAUUUGGGGCACAUGUGCCGGGCUUAUCUUCUUGGCUGACAGAGCUUCGGCAGGAGUAAAAGAAGGAGGUCAAAAGCUCUUGGGGGGACUUGAUUGCACUGUUCACCGCAACUUUUUCGGUAGCCAGUUAAAUAGCUUCGAAAUGGAGCUAUCAGUUCCAACUCUAGCCUCACGAGAGGGAGGUGCCGAGACUUGUCGUGCUGUGUUCAUUCGAGCUCCUGCAAUUGUCGAUGUGGGUUCUUCUGUGGAAGUGCUAGCUGAAUAUCCCCUGGCACCUGGUCAGGCCCCACAACAGGAAGUAGGCAAGGAUAAGGUUAUUGUGGCGGUCAAGCAGAACAACAUGCUAGCAACUGCAUUUCAUCCUGAGUUGACCUCAGAUUUACGGUGGCACAAACUGUUUCUGAACAUGAUCAACGAUGGAGGGGAGGGAGCUCAAGUUCCAGGUGCAGAGAGAAUAGUGGCAAAGAAGACUAAUGUGCCACCAGCUUUAGACCAGAUCAGGGACAUGCCUGUCUUCAGAGAAGCAAGUUUCCUUAGCCUUGAAUUACAAUAGCAUCGUAACAAUUGUGUGGGAUAUGCUUUCCGCACCAUUUGAUUCCCAUUUUUUUCUGCUUUUCUUCCUUUUAGAAGACCUUCACAGAUGCUUAUAUGUUUCAAUUAUUUACAUUUUUAGUACCUCAAAUAGAAAAAAUUAUAGGGUUAUGUGGUUAGAUCCAAAAGAAUCCAAAACUCCCAGUUUUAUCGCCUCAUUAGAGAUCUGGAUUAAUAUUUCAUGCACCUUUCGUCUCUUA